Molecule: messenger RNA, 3802 nt
Organism: Trichomycterus rosablanca
Lineage: Eukaryota; Metazoa; Chordata; Actinopteri; Siluriformes; Trichomycteridae
Product: toll-like receptor 5
Exons: 2
Coding region: 197-2845 (882 amino acids)
Biological process (GO): inflammatory response; immune response; toll-like receptor signaling pathway
Cellular component (GO): plasma membrane
Molecular function (GO): protein binding; transmembrane signaling receptor activity
Source: RefSeq, a predicted model, not a curated record
AAGUUCCUUCUACACGGAAUUCCCAACAUUCCACUGUGCACACACUGCCCACCCGGUCCGAACUCAAAUCGAAAACUCAGAACCUGGACUUUAUUCCAUCCAGCACUUCAUUACCUACUGAGAACCACCAGGAGCGACAGGAACUUCUCACGGAUCAGAUUCAGCAGCACGACAAGCAAGGAACUGUUCUCCCAGCAUGCUGAGCAGUUCCAGCUUUACUCUGGUGCUCCUUGAACUUUGGAUCUGUCUCCUGGUGGCAGAAGCUUCCUCAGCGUGCAACAUCAUAGACGACACAGCCUGGUGUGGCGUGAGGAACCUACGAGAGGUGCCUCCUCUACCUCAUUAUAUAACUAAAGUGGAUCUCAGUCUGAAUGACAUCGAGGAGAUCCCUGAGGAAUCCUUCAAGGGCUCUGAAGCCAUACAAAUUCUGAUCCUGGACCAGCAGAAUCGACCUCUUACAAUCAGAAACAAUGCGUUUAGGCGACUGUCCGAUCUGACAGAAGUGUAUCUCAGAUACAACAGGUUCCUCCGACUGGAACCGGGAGCGUUUCACGGAUCGCUCAAGCUUCAGACGCUCGACCUCAUGCAGUGUUCGCUGAACGACUCUAUUCUGUCGGGCGAGAGUUUGAGACCUCUGGUGUCUCUGGAGAAACUGAUACUUAAGGACAACCAGAUAAAAAGGAUCCAUCCGGCUUCGUUCUUCAUCAACAUGAGCAAACUGCACACGCUGGACGUCUCUCAGAACUGGGUUACGAGUCUGUGUGAGAACGAUUUAUGGGACGGUUUUCAGGGGAAACACUUCAAGCUGCUAAAAUUCAGAGAUGUUAAACUGACCGAUAUGAAUCCGUACUGGUCCGGAUGGGGCGAGUGUGGAAACCCGUUUAGGAACAUGUCCAUUACUGAGCUGGAUUUGUCUCAAAAUGGCUUCAGUGUGGACCUUGCAGUGCGGUUCUUCAGAGCCAUCAGAGGAACCAAAAUACAAGCCCUGGAUCUCAGCUCUAGUGUCAGCAUGGGUAAGGGUGUGUGGUUCAACAACUUGAAAGAUCCAGACCAAAAUACGUUCAGGGAUCUUCUCGAGAGCGGCGUUAGGGUUCUGGAUUUGUCCGACGCUCGGAUCUUUGCUCUGACGAACUCAGUGUUCAGUUACGUUCCAGAUCUGGAGCAAAUCUCCUUGGCUUUUAAUUCGAUCAAUCAUAUUGCGCCGGGUGCAUUUUUCGGACUGGGAAAUUUAAAAUUCCUUAAUUUGUCCCAUAAUCUCCUGGAUAAAAUCAGUUCUGAGACGUUUGAGAAUCUGCCGAGUCUUGAGGUGCUCGAUUUAUCCAACAACAACAUCAGAAUGCUGAUGAGAGACUCGUUUACAGGUCUGGCCAGUCUGGCUCUACUGGACCUUUCAGACAAUUCACUGCAGCUGGUGGAUAAACUGGCCGUCCUCCCGCGACUUCAGGUUCUUUACUUGAAAGGAAACAGGAUAGAGAGCUUGUACGGCCUUCCUAGCCAGACAAGAAACGCUUUGAUUGUUGAAGUUCAGAACAACAGGCUGACCAACGCUGAGAGCUUCUACGAGAUGUUGGUGGAAUUCCCCGACAUUAAAAUGAUCGUGCUUGGCGGUAAUUUCUUUCUGUGGUGCCAUCUUAACAAGAACUAUUCCGUUUCCCCUUUAAACCAGUUACUGGUCCUGGAUGUACAUGCAACUGGCCUGCCAAACCUUUGGGAUCAGGGAAAGUGCCUCACCAUAUUUGAUGGACUUCACCAGCUGCAGACGCUCUUCCUUUACAGCAACUACAUGCAGGCCCUUCCCAAAGAUGUGUUUAAAGGACUCACCUCUUUAAACAACUUGGAUUUGUCCUAUAACUUAUUAACCUACCUGCCUGCUGGCGUCUUCCCCGAUAGUUUGAGAUUCCUCGACCUCAGGCACAACUCCCUCGGCUCCGUCGACCCCGCCGCCCUGACCGGCCUCACCAGUGUCUUCUUGCUUGGGAACCGCUUCAUUUGCGACUGCAGCCUGAGGGACUUCCAGACGUGGCUGAAUCAGACAGACGUGCAGACGGACGGCCCCGUGGCGCACCUCACGUGCGAGUUUCCCGAGGAACAGCGAGGGCUCCCUCUGCUGGCGGCAGAACUGCGCUGUGAGGACGACCGGGACGAGGCCGCCGCCGAGCAGCUGAGGUUUGUUCUUUUCGUCUGCUGCGCGCUCUCCGUAUCGCUGAUCUGCACCGGGACCAUCGUUUAUACCCGUCUGCGCGGGCACUGCUUCAAGCUCUACAGGAAAGCCAUCUCCAGGUUGAUCGACGGGACCCCGAAAGAGCCCGAAAGCGACGGUUUUGAGUACGACGUCUUCCUGUGUUUCAGUCUGAAAGACAUCAGAUGGGUCACCAAGGCGCUCCUGAAAAAGCUGGACAGCCAGUUCUCGGAGCAAGGGAACCUCAGGUGCUGUUUCGAGGCGCGCGACUUCCUGCCGGGCGAGGACCAUCUAUCCAACAUGCACAACGCCAUCUCAAGCAGUAAGAAAACCCUGUGCGUGCUCUCCAGAGAGUUCCUGGAGGAUGGCUGGUGCCUGGAGGCCUUCAGCAUCGCCCAGAGUAAGAUGCUGGAGGAGGUCCGCGACCUCCUGCUCGUGCUGCUCGUGGACAACAUCCCGCCGUACAGGCUGAUGAGGUACGAACACAUCCGGACCUACAUCCGGACCAGGAGGUACCUGUGCUGGCCAGAUGAUAGUCAGGACCUGGAGUGGUUCUACACACAACUGCAGAAAAGCAUAGCGAAGGACGUCAAGGUCAAACCAAUCCAACCACAACACGAACCGAACCACAAACCCACAAACCAUGAAGCCAUGACUGCUGUCUGAAAAUGCUCUAAAGUUUUCGGACACCUGAUCGUGAGCUUGUCAGACAUCCGUCUGUGUGAUGUUUUCAGCUAGGACAGCAGCCGCUUUUCUGAGAAGCUUCUCACCAGACUUUGGAGUGUGUCUGUGUGUGGGAAUUUGUGCCCAUUCAGUAGUUUAAAAAGCUAACCGCUGAUUGAUCAGUUGAUGUUCCGGUUCAUCCCAGGGCUCUGUGCAGGACACUAUUAAUGUCUUUAUAGAGCUCAAUCAUGCUGGAAUGUAAAGGACCUUCCCUAAACUGUUGCUGCACAGUCAGAAGCAUAUAAUUUCCUUUAUCUGACUGAGUUAUUACACCUGUUAGCGACUGUUAUGGCUGAAACAUGUGCAUUCAAUUAUUCAUGUGUUUUUAGGCUUUUCUGAGAAGAUUGUACAAGAUUUCGGAACGUGUCUGUGAGAAUUUGUGCUUGGUGUUGAGUGCAGGGGGUCAGGGAUCUGUUCAGUGGAUGUUCUCUGAUUCUGAGGAGACGCUUGGAGUCCAAAUCACUGUAAAAUAAAAUAUUGCAACUCGCUGGAACGUUCUGAGCAGCAUCCAGAACGCCGAGCUAAACAGCCAAGCUACUUUUAAGGUCAUGCUAGUCAGCUAGCUGAAGUGAGCGGACAGCGCGGCGUAGACGUUGUGUAGACGUUGUGUAGACGUUUACAGAUUAAUAAUUAAGACACUGAGACAGAAGUGAAUAGAAUUAGAGCUCUGAAGCAGUGAGCCGGACUCACUGAAUAAUUAUAAUCACUGUGAGAAACGAGCUCGUUAUUCAUCAGCGAAUUCGCUACAGAUACGAUAUCUGUGUUAGCAACUUGCUAACUAUUUUCAUGCACUGUUUUCUACAACAUGAUAAUAAAAUAUAAAAGCAGACAAAAAUACUUGAGACGUUUCAGUUCAAAUUCAUUCUGUCGUGUUAAUUUAUAAUAAAAUCUUCCUACUUA